AUGUAUCUCCGUAAAUCUCCGACAACCAUUCCAUUUACCAUGAAUCAGAAAGUUGAUCCGAAGCAGCAGUGCAUGGGUCACACUUGUGUGACAACCAAAUGCAAUCCGGGACAAUGCCAAUGCCAAGGAUGCGGUACGUGCACGAAAUGCAAGCAAAAUAUCGAGGAGACCGAAGUUUCGGAAGACGGCCCUCCGCCUGUGUACAGCAAGAAACCAAACUGCGGCAAGGAGCGGUGCAGAUGCUGCCCCAAAUGUCCUUCAGGCAGGGACAACAUCACCCUUAGAGACAAAAUGAGCAAAGAUAAGGACAGGGAUAGGGACAGAGAUAGGGAAAGAGCGAGACCCCAUGUUGAGAAGCAAUGAAGAUAAUGUGCACAAUUGAAGAGAAUUGCCGUAACAUUUUUAUUUUCCUUCAUUGUCAGGAUGAAACAUAGCGAGCGAAUCUUGAAAUUUCGUGCUAAUUUUUGAAGAAUUAGAGUGCGUUGUCUGCUCGUGAAAAUUUGAUAUCCUGGAAGAUGCGGAAUUACGCGAAAAUUCUUUCGAAAAUGUUUCAUUACUAAAUAUGUUGCAUUCGAGAUGUCUCCAAGCUAUGCUAGUACUUACGACUUAGUUUAUUUUCAAGGGAUAUAUAAUUUUGCAAAUGAUCCUGUCUAGGUUGCUGCUUUGUGAUAUUAUUUAUUAUUUUUCUAAUUUCAUUUAGUAAAAUUUAUAUAUCAUUUUGCUAAACUGUUGGUGUCUAGCGUAUUUACGACAGCUUGAAUGCGUUGAAUGGCACAUGUACCGCGUAAAUAUAUCAACUAAUAAAGUUUCAUAGGC
Messenger RNA from Phyllotreta striolata, 816 nucleotides. The record is from the annotation of a GenBank genome assembly. Lineage: Eukaryota; Metazoa; Arthropoda; Insecta; Coleoptera; Chrysomelidae.